Chenopodium quinoa (quinoa) is the source of this 941-nucleotide messenger RNA. RefSeq lists its product as uncharacterized. The record is from RefSeq and is a predicted model, not a curated record. Lineage: Eukaryota; Viridiplantae; Streptophyta; Magnoliopsida; Caryophyllales; Amaranthaceae. The transcript has a single exon. The coding region runs from base 200 to 727 and encodes 175 amino acids.
GUCUCGUGAUGACCUGACGAUUCGCGCCCACACGUAGCGACCCCAUCCUUGUAUUUCCACUUUCUCUCUCCUCACUAUUUAAACCACUUCCUCUUCUUCCCAUUUUCUUCACAACGCAUUAUUUCUUUCUAUCUCUAAAAAAAAAUUUACAUUUUUUUUGCAGUGACUUCUCUUUACUUGUCAUUAUUCUAAGGAAAAUAUGGAAGAACUCAAAUUGAGUCAGAAAAAGCGAGCCAGAGUCGACUCGGACCCACCCGAGUUCGACGCCAAGAGGGUUCGAGAGGAUCUUCUGAGAAUACUCGACGACUCGGACCAUGUACCCGAGCGUGACUCAGUGAGUCAGACUCACGAUCUCGACUCGGUGAUUCGGAGCUUCGAAGAGGAGAUUACGGGUUCAGGAUCUCGCUCUUCUCCGGUGAAUAUUGUCGAUUUAACGUCGGAUUCCGGGGAAUAUCCGUCGGAAAUUGGACAGUUUUGUGAAAACGACGUCGGAUUGUUGAAGGAGAGUGAGAGCGAGACACGUGUUGGUGAUGGAAUUGGAGUUUCGUCGGAGGUGUCCGGGGUAGGUGAGUUUUGGGAUUUUCCGAGUUAUGACUCGUUUGGGCUUACGAUCGGGUAUGAGCAGGACCACAAUGAUUACGUGGCAUUAGACGGGAUAUUUGAUCAUUCUGAUCUUAAUUUCGGGUCGGAUUUUUUGCGGAGACCCGAUACACUGCCCGCUGUUUGAAUAAAUUUUUAUUGGGCUUAUUUUUGAGAAAUACCCAUGAAAAAAAUUAAUUUAAAGAUAAUGUACAAAAUGAUGCUCCGUAUAUAGAGAAUUGUAGAAGUAUGUAUUUUCAUUUACUACGUAGUUUUAAUGAGAAAGCUAGUUUAGGGAUGUUUGAUUACAUGAUAUCUUGAUACAAUUUGAUCUAUCAGAAAUUUCAGCUGUUGGUAUAAUG